CCCUCAACCCCUUGAGAGUUGACAUAUUUAAUCCUAGUUAUCCAAUUUCCCCAACCCAAGUUUAAAAGCCCACUUAUCUUGACCAAAAGUCAAACAUGAUUUGCCUCCCAAAACAAAAAGUCAAAAACAUAAAUUUAACUUACCCCCAAUAAAAAUCCGCCACGUCAUCCAAACCUAGCUGGAUUGGACCCCACUUGAUCACUACCUCGCCCAUAGAAAUUUUAUUGCCACAAGAAAAGGAAAAGAAAACCCUAAUUCACCGCUUUCUUUAACACCCAUAUCUUACUCAACUGCCACCUUCCAAUACCCAAAACUUGCAAACACAUUUUUUUCACCUUCUUUACCCGCCCAGUUACUCCCCAAGCGGUGACGGUUAAAAUUUUCUUUCUGGGUCUCGCCCAUAUGCUGGAAAAUCCAACUUUCCCGGAAAAUCUCCCGGAAAAUGGAGGUGGGUCGGUCCCGGUUGGGGUGGAGGAGGAGGAGAGAGUGAGAGGUGAAGAGGGUGACCGGAGCUGGCUAGGUAACCGGUGGCCGAGGCAAGAAACUUUGGCUUUGUUGGAGAUAAGGUCUGAUAUGGACUCCAAGUUCAGAGACUCAAGCGUCAAAGCUCCUCUUUGGGAAGAUAUUUCCAGGAAAAUGGGAGAGCUUGGAUACAAUAGAAGUGCCAAGAAAUGCAAGGAGAAGUUUGAGAAUAUUUACAAGUACCAUAAAAGGACUAGAGAUGGCCGGUCCGGGAGGGCUAAUGGCAAGAAUUAUCGGUUUUUCGAGCAAUUAGAGGCUCUGGAUCACCACUCAUUUGAUCCUCCUUCCAUGGAGGAAACAAGACCAACCACUAUCCCUCCAAAUAAUGUUGUUCUAAAUGCUAUCCCAUGUUCUGUCCACAAACCCGUGGAGGCGAAUUUUGACGAGAAUUCAUCAUCUAGCACGUCAUCUUCGGGAGAGGAAUCUGAAGGUGCACGCAAGAAGAAGAGGAAAUUGACGCGGUUUUUCGAGAGGUUGAUGAAGGAGGUGAUGGAGAGACAGGAGAGUUUGCAAAGGAAGUUCAUAGAGACAUUGGAGAAGUGUGAACAGGAUCGGAUAGCGAGGGAAGAGGCAUGGAAGGCGCAAGAGUUGGAGAGACUUAAGAGAGAGAGUGAGCUGCUGGUUCACGAAAGAGCUAUAGCAGCUGCAAAGGAUGCUGCUGUGCUUGCAUUUCUAAAGAAAUUCUCGGAGCAAUCUGAUCAAGUCCAGUUCCCCGAGAACCCCAUCGCGAGUUUUCAGAAAGAUGGUGAUAAACAGGAGAAGAGUCAAGGUGGAAACCUUGAGCAGGUUUCCUUGGAGAGUCAAGAGAAGGGUAGUAACCAUAGGAACUUUUCGCAGAUGAGCUCAUCCAGGUGGCCAAAAGACGAAGUUGAUGCUUUGAUUAGGCUGAGGACUAAUCUUGACGUGCAAUAUCAAGAUAACGGACCUAAAGGACCUUUAUGGGAGGACAUUUCCGCGGCCAUGAGAAAGAUCGGUUACGACCGGAGCUCGAAGAGGUGUAAAGAGAAGUGGGAGAACAUAAACAAGUACUUCAAGAGGGUAAAAGACAGCAAUAAGAAAAGGGUUGAGGAUUCGAAAACAUGUCCUUAUUUCUACCAGCUUGAUGCCUUGUACAAUAAGAAGACAAAGAAGGCUAAUGAUUCAGUUAAUUCUGGCUAUGAUUUGCGGCCCGAGGAACUUUUAAUGCAUAUGAUGGGAAGCCAAGAAGAGCAACAACAACGACAACUUGAGUCAGUUACUGAUCAAGAUGGUGAAGAAAGCAAUGACAAGGUUGAUGGGGAUGGUUAUCAGACUAAUACAGCUGAUAAUAAUCCUUCUCAAAUGACUGUAGAUAAUCCUCCUUCCAUGGAAACUAUGGGCUAAGGAUGGGACAAAUGACAGGCAAGUAUUUAUGUCUAAUUUUAGGAUUAGGCAUGGUUUUUAAUUUGGUUUAUGGUCUUGGGAUUUUUUUUUUUGGCAGAAAAUAGUGGUAAACAAUGGGCUUUUUCUAUUUCUAUGUGUAUAUGGUCAUUAUUUGUUGAAUAUGUCUCAAAAGAGGAGAGAUAGAGAGAGAGAGAGAGAAUAAGGAGGCUUGGUAUUGUGUACUUAAAAUAGUGCAAGCCUCUCCCCCAUGUGUGCAAAAGUUGGGAAUGGUUGUUUGCUUUUGUUUUGUAAUCAAUAAAAAAAUUGAGAGUCAGUGAUUAUGCUGCAAUUGAAAGUUGUAUUAUAUCUUUGGCAAAUAAAAGUAGUAAUUAUGUCACCCGUGGGCUAGUAAUAGCGGAUUCCUUGA
Morus notabilis is the source of this 2290-nucleotide messenger RNA. Its product is annotated as trihelix transcription factor GT-2. Bases 403 to 1884 code for a protein of 493 amino acids. NCBI's taxonomy places the organism in Eukaryota, Viridiplantae, Streptophyta, Magnoliopsida, Rosales, Moraceae. The record is from RefSeq and is a predicted model, not a curated record. The transcript has 2 exons.